CGCCCGGCCAAUGGGAGCGGCGGUUGUUGGCGGGCCGGGAGGUGGCGGCGUUGCCACAGCAGCGGCGGUCGGAAACCGAGCCCAGCCCGAGCCGGCGGUCGGGGCGCGCCAUGGAGGGGCUGGAAGGUGAGGUUACAGUGCAAACUGGAGAUCUGUUGCCAUGUAAGAUUUGUGGAAGAACCUUUUUUCCAGCAGCGCUGAAAAAGCAUGGACCCAUUUGCCAAAAAACUUCUGCCAAGAAAAGGAAGACAUUCGAUUCCAGCCGACAGAGAGCAGAAGGAACUGACAUUCCCACAGUAAAACCUCUUAAGCCACGGCCAGAACCACCCAAAAAACCUUCUAACUGGAGACGAAAGCAUGAAGAAUUUAUAGCAACUAUACGAGCAGCCAAAGGACUUAAUCUUAAAGAUGGUGGAAAACUCCCUCCACCACCUCCACCAUCAUAUGACCCCGAUUACAUUCAGUGUCCAUACUGUCAGAGGAGAUUUAAUGAAAAUGCAGCUGACAGACACAUCAAUUUCUGUAAGGAGCAAGCUGCACGUAUUACUAAUAAGGGGAAAUUGGCAGCUGAUACCAAAGGGAAGCUUCCUACUCGAACACAGUACAAACCUGCUCCAGUUAAGAAGAUGCCUUCUGUAGGAUCAACACCAUCACCAUCAUCACGCUUACCACAGCCAAGUGGUGUUAGCAAAACUGUUGUAGGUACCUCUUCAAGUAAAGCACUGUCUUCAUCUGGAUCCGGUGGGAGCAAAAUUCAGACCUUAUCACCAGCUCAUAAAAACUCGCUGGGAAUGGUGAGCCCACAAGCAGGUAAGAUGGACAAGUUAGGCCCACCACUGCAAACUGGAAGAGAUGUGCCAAGGUUUUAUGACAUUGAUACAAAAACAGAGAGUACCAUCAAAAAGCCAAAUGGGUUGUUGCCUAUAAAGAAAGGCACAACAAAAACCCGGACGUCAACCCCUCCUAGUGUGGCGAGAGCCAUGAGCACGGGUGCUUUAACAAACAGAAGGAAAACUAGCAAUUCAGAUAUUUCCUUAAGGUCUGAUGGGAAAACUGGGUAUGACACUGGAGACUGCCCAUCCUCAGUCAAUGGAGGAAGUGCAAAAAGCAGCGAAGGAGUUUCACCUGUACAGUUAUCCAAGUUCUGCCAUGAAUGCGGAACAAAGUAUCCAGUGGAAUGGGCAAAGUUCUGCUGUGAGUGUGGAAUUCGAAGAAUGGUUGUGUGAACACACUCUUAAAAGCAGAAAGAAAACAAGAAAUUGGAACUUCUGCUUUGUGCUGUUGCAUGGAAAGCUUGAGCACUCCAUCCAGUCAGACUUCAUGACGCAAACAUCACAACAACAUUUGUAAUUUUCUGAGUGCAAUCUUCUGGUUACACAGUUAUUUAUAAACAAUAUAUACUGUAUAUAAAAAUAGCAGCUGUCUAAAAAUGUGCCAUUCAAGGGAAUGCUCUUUACUCUUUGUUGAAAAUAUUUAAAAUUAAGGUAAAAAUGCAUUAAGUAACCUAGAUAGCAGAAGAGGUACAAUUUUUUUUUUUGUAAAUCCUACUAGGCAAAGGAUGUUUUAAAUCUCUUACGUAGGGUAAUGCUUACCUGUAGGGAACUAGCCAUGAACAACUUGGGCUUCAAAAGUUUCUCUGUAGAGGCAUUUCCUUCAUCUGUGACAUCAACUUAGAUACUAUGUUCUAAGUUAACACAACCUGAGCAACUCCUUAUAAAUUCCUAGAUAAAAGUGUAAAAAGUUCAGCUCUUUAAACUCUUUAACAGUAAUCUGCUAAUUUGACUUCACAGUUGCUUCCUAGGAUUUUUUAAAGAAUCAAAAAAGUGGAAAGACUACCUGAGAAUUCUCCUUGCAUCUAAGAAGGCCAGAUUUUCUUUUUGUAACUUUCCAUGUUCUGUUUCUCAGUAAAAACAUUAUAUUUUUAUGUAUUUAUAAGGACAAAUAUGUAUUAAUUUUAUUAUUAUACAUUUUAUUAAGUUCCUUUUGUUUCAAAGUACUUGUCUUCCUCCUUCUGUGCUCCACCACGACUAGCAUAUCUAAGGGUGUUGUGCAUUGUCUUUGUCCUAUUUCCAAAGGUCCUGCUCAUUUUAUUUUCCUUUUCCCUCAUUUCCUCAAGAAGAGUCAAAGUCUAUGCUUGUCCUACCUAAAUGUUGAACUCUUGUUUUGAAUACAGCCUUCUUGAUGUAUCCAAUACCAAAAAAAAUAGUUCUUUAAAAAUGAAUGCUAUUAGAGCAGUAGAUCUUGAUGUAAGUAGUCUCUUUUUUAUUCUUAGACAUGUAUGAAUGCAUAGGGGUGUAACUGUGCUUCACUGGUAUAUGUGUUAAUACCUGACUUUUUUUUUUUUUUUUUUUUUUUGCGAUUUUGUGUAUUCCUUAUCUCAGUACAGCAGUCUCUUCAAGUUAGUAAUAGACUUCACAUCAAUCCAUUGGGAAGAAGGGAGAGACUCAGAGUUAUUCAGAUUUUUACUUAUUACACCGUAAAUUAGUAAAUUACACAUUUACCAAUAAAACCAUUCACAAACCAAAUCAAUUAACUUGUAUCUUAAUGUAGUAAUUUAUUUUGUGAAGUUUUGCUUUGAAGUAUGUGCACCAUCUUCGUUAUGCGUGACAGAACAAUCUGAAGCAACUUAACUGUGCCUUUCCCACAGUAAAUACAUUUUUUGUCAAAAACUGGUACUUUGAGCUCACAAAUGCCAUUAGUUUCAAUUAAUUUAAUUUUUUUACAACUUACACAAAAUAUAAUGUAGUGUUCCAUGAUGGUAUUAUGGUCGUUGCUUGCAUUCUCAAAAAUUGUGAUUAUCAAUGGGCCAAUUUGGAAGAAGGUGGGAUUGAAGAAAAGCAUCUUCAAAGUGAUUUGAGAGACUUGAUAUGUAGUAGUUAGGUUGCAGACCACAAGCUAUUGAAGACUAUUUAAAAUUAGUUCAGUGAAUGUCUUACACUUUUUAUGCAAUUUUUGUGGGUUUUUUUAGAAAUUAUACUUCAUUCAGUGUAGUCUUUUCAUAAUUGGUGUAAACCAGCUACUGAGCAUGAUAGAAUGGAUGACUGGUAAUGAUAAUUAGAACUGACAAAUCCUAGCCAGUUUAUUUUCUAGGAAUUUAGAUUUCAGGAUCCAUAUCCAUAUCCACAUUUGUGUCUGUAUUUGGAAAAACUGUAAUUCUGCAUUCUUUCCAUAGAUAAACCUCCUUUGAAAAGCUUGCCUUGGACUUGGGCCAUGGAGGUCUGCAGACUGAAGUAUUGUGAGCUGAAAAUCCAUAAGCAAAGAUACCAGUCCAGAAUGGGUUUAAUUAGAUAGUGAAUCUGCUCUUGCCUGAUGAAUUUUUAGUUGUUUCUGCUGGAAAAUACAUUUUUCCAUUUAUUAAACAAGCUUUCUACAAUGGGAAUGUUUAGUAUGGCACUAAAUACCUUUCAGAUCUUCCAGGAUUAUUGUAACUGUAGGAAAAAACAUACUGACUCUUUCUCCUUUGAAUGGUAGGUGACAGAUUUCCUAAUUUCAAAUCAAUAGUCAUACAGUUACUGUAUUUUCUGCUUUGUGAGCGUUUGUGAGAUUCUUUGCUUUCAAUGCAGCGUUUAGUAAAUUACUUGAGUAGCACAUUAUUUCUUUCGUUUACACUUACAUGAUCUAUCCUGAGGAUUAGAUAGGGAAUUAACCUGACAGAAAGAAAGGGUUUUAAAACUGAUCUUUUAAUUUGGCCUUACAAAGAGGGUCUUUGAAACAUAAUUGACUGUUGAAAGUAACACUGGAUAAUGUGUGUGUGUUGUAAUCCACAGUAAAUAGAAGCAGAAAAUGAAAUUCUUUUUGACUGUGUAGUUUGGUGCUAUAUGGUAAGACUUAUGAAAGGCCCAGUAUGUAUUGUGUUUAUCAAUUGGUUUUGUUACUGAAUGACAUAGCUUUCUGAAGUCUGUGUUGAUACAGACCCUAGCCUGUAUUACUCAAGGUAUCAGCACAGAUCAUUGUAAUUCCAUCUCAGUGGAUGUUAGUACAAAACAGUGGAUUGAUUUUUGUAAUGUCCCUGAAGAACUGAACGUGGGAAACAAAUUAAUUAUAUUUAAAGAAAAAAAAAAUUGAGGGAAUUGGACUGAAUUUUCAAUCUUUAGUGUAUUACAUGUGUCAAGAAGUUCCCAAAUUUAAUUUAUUGGUGAUCUACAUCCAAACCGUCUUGCCCUAGUCUUCUCCACACCCUUAUGCCUUGGUUUUCAUGGGUGGAAAAAACAUGAACUAUGCACUGUCUGUUUAUGGUGAAAUUCAGUGAUGUAAUUGUUGUGAUGAUUCCUAUACCAAUGUAUGACAGAUUUACUAUUUGCCAUUUUAUCUUCCUAAAGUUCUUACUGAGGUUCUUCCAUUCAUUAAAGAAGGGGGGGGAGGGAAAAGUCAAAAGUAAAAUUCCAUUUAAAGAAACAAGGAAGAAGGUGGUUUUGAUGUUUGGCCUGAGGGAAUUAUCAUUCCCUUUCUACUUUUAUGAUUUUUUCUUAUACAAAGGACCUUUCUGUGCCAGGAAGUAGAGCAGGAUCACCGGAGCUAUGGUGAUAGAAGUGCAAUGGAGUUAUGAAAAAUGUUAGCUUCAGUUGUAGAAACAGCAUAGCAAAAGCUUAAUCUCUGUGUGAUGUACCUUACACAGGUUUAUAUUUAUGCAUGAUGCCUACACCCUAAGUAGUUUCAGAACUGGAAUCUCUAAAUAUACAGCAAUUAAAAUAGGUGUUUAUAUGAAUAAUUAGUUUUACACCCCACUGCAGGGAGGUGAGCACAGGGUGUUUCACCCCCAUUUCAGGUUGCAACUAUGAAAUAAACAUAUAGGCAGAAUUUUUCAAAUUUGCCAAAGAGACUCAAAAGAGCCCUUGUUACUCCCUGGAGGGAGUGGGAAAGCUCCACUUGUGAGUUCCCUGGCCAGGAAUGCAUCAGGCUGGGGGAGCUCUCCAUGGUGCUCCAGCCUGGAGACUCUCCUGCAGGGCUGGGGCAGCAGCUGCUCCAGUGCAGGCAGGCGUCCUGUGCCUUCACAGAAUGGGAACUCCAGAUUGUAUUGUAACACCUGACCCUGUCUUUAUGCACCAUCAUCUGCAAGGGACUAGCUCCUAGUUCACCAUCAUAGCUGAGAGCUGGUGCCUGAAAUGCAGGGAGAGUGUUCCUGUGAUGCCUGCUUACCGAGUCAGUGGAAGGACGUAUGACUACAGUACUUUAAGUAUACAAUGUAGAGACACUGACGUAGACUAUGUAAAUAGUCUGCAUAUAAAAUUAAAUGGUAUCGUCUAGGUAUUACUAAGUACUAGUUUCAGACACAUAGACUUUGUAUAUCUGCAAAGAACAAACCUGUCAUGAGUGUUUUUAAUCUUGGCUGAAACAUCUGUGUUUAAUAAGAGCACUUUUUUCAAUUUUAUUUGUAUCCAGUUUGACUAAGCUAUGAAUAGUUAUAUGGGUUGUAUGAGAAGGUAGAUUUUUCAUCUUUGGUAAAAUUUGUUUUAGUGACUCUGGUGGAAAUAGUUUAUUGCCUUUCAAGUACAGCUUAUUCCAACUUGUGAUUGUUUUGUUGCUGGUUGGUUUGGUUGGUUUUUUUUCCAACUUGCUAAGUAAGGUUUGAGUGACUUAAUUGUGUUGUUGGAAGAAGUGUUAGGUAAAAGACUCCAUUAGCUGAAUUCAGUAGUUACUUGGUUGAUAUUUUUGUUCCGGUAUUCACAGUAUAAGAGAUUACUCUUGCAUACUAGUUCAUUUUUUGUUUUGUUUUGGGUUUGGUUUUUUGGUGUUCUGUCAGUCCAGAAUAAUACACAUUUCUGGAGGAUCCUAUUUAUUCCCAUUCCACUUUAUCUUGCCAGAAAACAGCUUUUUCAUAUUUUCUCUUAAUAAGUGUUUGUUCGUUACAAAAAUAAUCAGUAGGGAAAUUAUAUUUCCCCAAUUUGAACAUCUGAGUCACCAAAAUCAAAUACUCAAGUUAAUAUAGCUGAAUACUGAACCCACAUUCUAAACAGAAGUGCAUCGUUUACCAUAGUUCUGUAUUUCAAUUUGGCUUUCUGGCAGAACCAUGAAUGGAUUUGGGUGGGAUCUGUAAAGUGCUGAGUACACUACAACUGUUACAAAACCUACUUUAUAUGAUUGCUCUAGCUCUUGGUGUUCGUCCUUCAUAAGACACUUAAUAUGUUUCUCUUCAGAAGUUUAUUUAUUUAUGUUCUGUGUUUUUAAAUGGUGUGUUCAUUCAUGUGUUGGAGGUGAUUAAUUUUUUCAGCAUUGCAUUUAUUAUGUUUGCCUUGCCCCUCAGUACAUGGAAUAUUUGUUUGUGACCAUCCAGUGAGGGGUUUUUUGCCAGAAUUCCUCGGUUUAUUAGCCUCUUAUUUCAUAUGUUUAUUUUAAAGUGUCAGUUCUGUUUAAACUAAUUAAUGUAAAUCACCACCUAAUGCUUCUUUUCCACUUGUUAACAAUAAAGCAAAUAUGCCAGUAAAACUUCUUGUGAUGUG
Molecule: messenger RNA, 6437 nt
Organism: Hirundo rustica (Barn swallow)
Lineage: Eukaryota; Metazoa; Chordata; Aves; Passeriformes; Hirundinidae
Gene: ZC2HC1A
Product: zinc finger C2HC-type containing 1A
Exons: 10
Coding region: 111-1226 (371 amino acids)
Source: RefSeq, a predicted model, not a curated record